This is a messenger RNA of Pistacia vera, 651 nucleotides long. RefSeq lists its product as uncharacterized. Bases 1 to 651 code for a protein of 216 amino acids. NCBI's taxonomy places the organism in Eukaryota, Viridiplantae, Streptophyta, Magnoliopsida, Sapindales, Anacardiaceae. The record is from RefSeq and is a predicted model, not a curated record. The transcript has a single exon.
AUGUAUUUUUUGGUGUAUGUAGAUGAUAUUUUGGUUACAGGGAAUGACAAUGACCUCAUUACAAAGGUAGUUCAAGACCUUAACAGCCAGUUUGCUCUGAAGAUCAUGGGUCUCAUGCAUUACUUCCUCGGCUUUGAAGUUAAGAGGAAUGGUUCUAGUCUUCUUCUAACUCAAACCAAAUUUGCUCAAGAACUUCUUGAAAAAGCUAGAAUGGAGGAUUGUAAUCCUUGCCUUACCCCUAUGGCAGUUGGUACGAAACUUAACAAGGAUGAUAGGGAGUUAUUUGAGCAGCCUACUUUGUAUAGAAGUAUUAUAGGAGGGUUGCAGUAUCUAACCUUAUCCAGACCUGACCUAGCCUUCACAAUCAACAAGCUAAGUCAGCUUUUGCAAAGUCCAACCUUAGCUCAUUGGACAGCAUGCAAACAUGUACUACAGUAUGUGAAAGGAACACUUCAUCAUGGAUUGAUUUUUAAACGAAACUCACACUUUCGUCUUGAAGCAUAUGCUGACACAAAUUGGGCAAGUGAUAUCAACGAUAGAAGAUCUACGAGUGGAUAUGCUAUAUUUCUUGGUGACAAUCUAGUUCAAUGUAGUUCCAAGAAGCAGAAAGUUGUCUCUCUAUCCUCCACUGAAUAUAGAGCAUUAAGUUAG